Molecule: messenger RNA, 1903 nt
Organism: Cimex lectularius (bed bug)
Lineage: Eukaryota; Metazoa; Arthropoda; Insecta; Hemiptera; Cimicidae
Exons: 4
Coding region: 166-1875 (569 amino acids)
Source: RefSeq, a predicted model, not a curated record
UUAAAAUACAUUGUUGUUUAAAAAAAAAAUAUUAUAAAAGUUAUACAAAAACUAUUCUCUGGCGUUAUUCCAUUUAUAGAUAAAUGACAAUUGAAUGCAUUAAUCACGGUGGAAUUCGAUGUGUAGUUCAUUGGAUGAAGGAAUAUCUCUUCAAAGCUUAUAAAAAUGUGUUAUAAGUCUACAAGCAAAUCAUGCUUGAUGUUUGCAUAUGUAAUGAUAGGUCAUACGUGUAUAUACAUCGUUGAAUUUCUCUAUUUUUUCUGGACUUCUUUAAAUCCAGGUUGGAUCGCGUUGUUCAAAAUCAUGUCUGAGUUCAUUGUGAUACCUCCCUCUCUUCUAUUAUCAAUAGGUAUUAAAAAGGAGAAUCUAACCAUAGUUUUAAUUUCUCAAGCAAUGUACAUAACCUCAGGAGUAGCCCAUCUACUCUUUGCUACUGUUCUCUGCAUGUUUUUAUAUAAUGACGAAGAAGUGGGAUUAGUAAUUGCAUACUUUCUGAUCCAGCGAAUCUUUUUUUUUAUUCUUAUGUUUUACGGUUUUUAUAUUGUACAACGACACAUUCAGUAUGAGUGCAGUUUGAGGUGUGACAAAGAACAAGCAGCGAUAGCUCGAAUUAAAUGUAAGGAUAUUGUAACAAGACCAACACCUGGAGGCCCUGGUCAUACAAUGAGAAGGGAUUCACCCUCAAAGAUGUCAUUUAUGGUUCCUAUGUGUAAGGAAAGACCAGGACAGGGAUAUGACCCGGCUAGGAAUGUCAUUUACAAUUUACCAAGGGUGGUAGGACCAAAUGAAUUGAGAGACACCUCUCAGUUUAUAUGCGCCCCUUUGAGAGACACAAGAACAGGGGAAUCAACAAUAGCUAAACGAGGUGGAGUAGCAAUCAGUAAAUACACUCAACCUCAGUAUGCAGAAGGAAGAAAUUUAUCUAUGAAUUAUAUACCGGAAAUGGAGAAAGGAUGUGUUAGUCUGAGUAACCCAACAACAAAAGAUGCCCGGUCUCCAACCAGUGAAGGAGGAAGUACUGGUUCACCAAAUAUUUAUUUAGGGAGGAUUGGAGGUAGUGGAGGCAGCAGUGCUAGCCCAAGGAGUCCUGGCAGUCGAAGUAGAUUAGCUACUUCUUCAAGUGGCACUCAAAUAAUACAAACAAAAUAUGGUGGUUCUAUCAGCAGAUCUCGAGAAGAUUUGGCCGGCAGCAAAAGAACAAUUAAUUUCUCUCCUUCCACUCAAGGUGAAGGAGAAAUUGGACGAUUUAGAACUACUGAUAGAAGAAAUGCUCCACAGGCAUGGGUUCCAUCUGCAAGACAACCGGAAGUUCAAUCUCCAUUUAUGAGGCAAAAUGAGAGAUAUGGAGCUCAAAAUUAUCCUCCUCAACAGUUCCCUAUAGGAGAAGACCAACCACCCCAAUUAGCUCCAGUUGAUUAUCCACCAUUUACAACACCUCAUGGUGCCUGCACCAUAGGCACCCAGGAGCAACCAGCCUACGGAAUGGUUCACAGGAUAAGUGAUCAAUGCAGAGAAACAAUGAGAAGACCAGAUGUCUUGAGCCUGGGAGAGCGAAUUAAAUGUCCGCCAAAAGUAUUUAAAGAGGCUGCGACUGGAGGAGAAAUUUCAAUGAAAAGUAAAUGGGCACAGACUGAUAAAAUACCAGUUCCUCCACCAGCACCACCACUGGAUCCUGUACCACCUAGGCUGUCAAAAAGUGAUCCUUGUGUACUAAAGGCUGGACCCAUAAAUGAACUGCAAGGAGAGUUUAAAGGAAAUAGAGGCUUACCAGGACCUGAUCCCAUUUUAGGUGAUGAUACUAAUUGUCUUGUUAAAAGGGGUAUUUCUGAACAGAGGUUGCGGAGAGUCCGAGGAGCAAAUGUUGGCUUCAUAUAAUGGAACACAAUUAUAACAAAACUUACAA